This is a messenger RNA of Aspergillus pseudoviridinutans, 1608 nucleotides long. RefSeq names its product MFS transporter. Bases 1 to 1608 code for a protein of 535 amino acids. The record is from RefSeq and is a predicted model, not a curated record. Gene Ontology annotation, cellular component: membrane. Gene Ontology annotation, molecular function: xenobiotic transmembrane transporter activity; fluconazole transmembrane transporter activity. The transcript is spliced from 5 exons. NCBI's taxonomy places the organism in Eukaryota, Fungi, Ascomycota, Eurotiomycetes, Eurotiales, Aspergillaceae. Gene Ontology annotation, biological process: xenobiotic detoxification by transmembrane export across the plasma membrane.
AUGUCCACGCUCAUGCGAGAUUCGGUCGCUGGCCAUGCCGUUCGGCUCCUCACCAAGGGCCGAUUCUUCAAAUACGCGGAGAAGGACCCGUCACUAUGGCAGCGAUACACCAAUACCGAGAAAUCAGCUCGCAUGGCCGCUACGGGUCGCACCGAUGGAGAUAAUGCUCCAGAUGAGUAUGUGUUCGCCAACACAGCAUCGGUGCCGGCGAUUACGUCCUCGGCGUGGGACAUCAUGGACAUCGGUUUCAAGGCCUCACGGAAUCCUCAAAACUGGCCACUGGCCAAGAAGGUUUUUGUCACAUUCGAGGUCUGUCUGUUGACCUUCAGUGUCUACAUUGGAAGUGCGAUUUAUACUCCUGGGAUUCCCGCUGUGAUGAAGGAUUUUCAUGUCAGCCAUGUGACAGCAACGCUGGGCUUGACAUUGUUCGUUGCAGGAUACGGGCUAGGCCCGCUGCUCUGGUCACCCAUGAGUGAAGUUCCUUACAUCGGACGGAAUCCAGUUUAUAUCUUCACUUUGGCUGUAUUUUUUGCAUUACAGGUCCCGACAGCCUUGGCGGGAAAUCUAGGGACACUGCUUGCGCUUCGAUUUCUGACUGGAUUCAUUGGGUCGCCUCCUCUCGCUACGGGCGGCGCAACGAUUGCCGACAUGUUCAGACCAGCAAAGCGUGCUUAUGCGAUUGGCAUCUGGGGCAUCAGUGCCGUGUGCGGUCCUGUCAUGGGACCAUUGGUCGGGGGAUUCGCUGCACAGGCAAAAGGCUGGCGAUGGACUAUCUGGGAAUUGAUGUGGUUGUCGGGAUUCUCACUUCUCAUGUUGCUGUUCUUCCUCCCGGAGACAUCGUCAGCGAAUAUCCUGUAUCGGCGCGCCCGCCGACUGCGCCAACUGACCGGAAGAGAGAACCUGAAGUGCGAGCCGGAGAUUGAGAGUGAAGGCCUUACCGGACGGGAAAUGCUCAUGAUUGUUCUGGUCAGACCGUUUACUCUCAACUUCACGGAACCGAUGGUCUUUCUUCUCAAUCUCUACAUCGCGCUCAUAUACGGCCUCCUCUACGUCUGGGGCAUCUACCACUUCAACCUCGGCCAACUAGGCCUUGCUUUCCUGGGUAUCCUCAUAGCCGCUCUCCUGACGAUUCCGCCGUACUACUGGUGGAUGCACAAGUACCUCGAGCCUCAAUUCGACGAAAACGGAAAUAUCCCAUCUGAAGCUCGACUUGGACCUACCGUCGUUGGCGCUUGUUCUAUCCCAAUCUGUCUGUUCUGGUUCGGCUGGAGUGCACGACCGGAAAUCCACUGGAUCAUGCCUAUCAUCGGCUCCGGUUUCUUCGCAGUCGGAGCGUUCAUUCUAUUCAACGCAAUUCUGAAUUAUCUUCCCGACGCGUAUCCAGCUUAUGCGGCGUCUGUGCUUGCGUGGAACGAUCUCUUCCGGUCAGGUUUCGGUGCAGGAUUUCCCUUGUUUGCAACGGCAAUGUAUCAAAACCUUGGGGUGGGAUGGGCAAGUUCCACCCUGGCGUUUUUGUCCAUUGCGUUCAUACCUAUUCCAUUCGUUUUGAUGAAGUCUGGGGCCACGCUGAGGAAGAAAUAUAGUAAGCAUGCACGGAAGGAUAUAUAG